Closterium sp. Yama58-4 is the source of this 1407-nucleotide messenger RNA. NCBI's taxonomy places the organism in Eukaryota, Viridiplantae, Streptophyta, Zygnematophyceae, Desmidiales, Closteriaceae. The record is from the annotation of a GenBank genome assembly.
AUGUUCCCUGCCGAGUCCCCGUGCAGCCUGCUCGAGCGGCUGUCACUGUACCAGUGCUGCGACCUUCACGCUCUCCCAGAAGACAUGGGCGAGCGCCUGCCGUGCCUCCGCGAGCUGAGCAUCACCAUGUGCGGCACCUUGCUGGAGCAGCCCGAUCAGCUCACCUCGCUCACAGCCCUGCGCUCCUUGAACCUCGCCGAGUGCGCAUUCUGCAGCCUGCCGGACCGCUUCGGCCACAUGCCUUCUCUCACAACGCUCGUGCUGCACAAGCUGAACAUCCACUUCCCUGCCUCCUUCACCUGCCUGCACUCCCUCGAGUCCCUCCUGGUCGCCGACUGCGCAACCCUAGUUGAGCUGCCUGACGGGCUGGGCGGCCUCACAGCGCUCAAGAGGCUGUGCGUGGCGGAGUGCCCGUCCGUGCUCCACGAGUGCGAUCUGGCCGAGCUGCCAGAGGCUGUGGGGGAAUUGACACGCCUGCGGGAUCUCUACCUUCUCUCCUGCCCGCGGAUCCAGAAGCUUCCAGAGCCCGUGGCAGCGCUGCUGAGGCUGGAAGCCCUCGUGGUGGACGAGUGCAGCAGCCUGUUCUCCGUCCCCACGAGCCUCGUCAAUCUGACGGGGCUGAAGCAGCUGAAGCUGACCGGCUGUGCGCUGCUGAGAAGGGCUCCGGAGUGCCUGCCGGGGUUGCUGGAAACGCUCAGGCUGGGGAGUUACCAGCAGGGCACACAUCUGCCGGGCACGUAUGCUCUCUCCAGCCUCAACGCUGUGACCUUCAACAAUGUGAUCUUCCCCUCUGCACUGCCCCGAAGCAGCCUCUCCUCACUGGAGCACUUGUGUCUCAUGUUGGCAUGUGAGGGCGAGUUCCCGUUCCCAUUGGCAGACCUGCCACGCCUGCGCACCCUCACACUCACCAGCACUGGAGUUGUGCGCCUUCCAGAAUUCUCCAGCUCCACUUUGCAGGAGCUGCGUCAGCUGGCAAUACUCAUGCCGGAGUUGACGGAAAUCCCAGCAACCGUCGGAGCUCUCCAAAAGCUCACCUACCUGGAGAUCAGAGCUCCCCAGCUGCCUUCCCUUCCCGAUUCAAUCGGGGCGCUUUCCAGACUAGGCAAGCUGAUUCUAUCCAACUCCCCAGCGCUCACGCACCUCCCUGCGUCCCUCACGCAGCUGGCCUGCCUGCGAGAGCUGCGAGUGCGCAAGGCCGCCAUCACAUGCCUUCCCGCCAACUUUUCCCGGCUUAGCCGGCUGCAGGUGCUGGACCUGGAGGGGUGCAAGCAGCUGGAGGCUCUGCCUGAAGACGUGGGCGAGCUGAAGCUGCUGGACCACCUGAUUUCCAGCGGGUGUGACAAGCUGUGCGACCGUCAUGGGAGGCUUCGUAUCUCUGGAGCACGGAUUUCGUAUCGGUGGUUCUGA